CAGGAACCUGUGCAGCGUAAAAGUAUUUCGGUGUCGGAGGACGUAGCGCUGCCGAGACGCAAGCACGAUGGAAGGAUGGUUGACGAAGCGCCGGGACCAUAUGAACAUCAUCUGGACCGAACGCUACUUCAUCCUUGAAGGCAGCAACCUCCGCUACUACAAGAAGCGAGGAGACCCAACGCCGCGCGGAACGUAUGUGUUGACGAACGAGUGCAUCGUGGGCAAGGUGUUCAACUCUGAAGAGAAGCACAAGCACCAUGACCAAGUUUGGAUGUUCCGCAUCACGUUUUCCGUGGGGGCAGGCGAAAAAUCGUACAAGAAGGACCGAUUCAUCGAUCUCGGGGCGAAGGACGAAAAGAUGGCUGAAGCAUGGAAGAAAGCGCUCGAGCAGACGAUCUCGGCCAUCAAGGAGGUGGCAGGCGUCAAAGAGGAUUUUCUCAAGGGAGCAGACGUUGGCAAAGUUCCCGAGGGAUACAACGCUUCGAUCCUCGACACCGACAACGUGUCGCUGUUCAACUUGGACACAGAUAACGUCAAGGCUGAGCAAGGGUGGUGGCUUGUGCGCGUCGAGGAAGGACUUCGCAUCAUGCAGGAGUGUCCCUUGGGCCACCAAGUCGCCGCUUCCAUGUAUGCCCACCAUGCCAACUUGACGAACAACUUGCUCUUUGCGUCCACGAUCAGCGCGAUCGUGGCGUUCAGCGUGAUGCACUCGAUGGUGGCCAACAUGCUCGUAUGCUUUGGAACUGCGUUUGCCGCCGUCGUGGUCUGCGGCGUGACACUCAUGCCCAAGUCUGCGAUUGAAAUCCCAAGCCUUCGUGUAUCGCAAGUCGUGCAUGGCCCGCCGUCCGACGUGUUCCGCUUGAUCAUGAAUACGAGUCGCUACCAACGAUGGGACUCGUCGGUGGCGUCCGUCAGAGUGAUCCAAGCCAUGGACGACCACUCGGAUAUCAUCUAUGUCCAGCUGCGCCCGGUGUAUAUUUGGCCAAUGUGGCAAAAGCCCCGCGACCUCGUCCUCAUGCGGUACUGGCGCCGCGAAGAAGACGGGUCGUACUUUGUCAUGUAUCAAUCGACGACGCAUCCUGAAUGCCGCGUGCGCCACAAUUUUGUUCGUGCGAGCAUCCUCGGUGGAGGCUACGUGAUUGCGCCGCAAAAGUCGUCCAUCCAUGGAGGUGUCCGAUCGUUGGUGACGUACGUCCUGCGGUACGAUCCCAAGGGCAACUCAAAUAUCUACCAUCAACUGGGCAUGGACGUCGAUGCGGUGUUACCGAUGCUGCGGUCGAUUGUCGGCAUGCGGGAUGAACUUAGCGCUGGCGACUUCAUUACACCGAGUGUGACGGUGGCGGAUUCGUCCGAGGCCAGCCGUGUCGACGGCGGCAGCGGGACCAGCGCUACCCCACACGUUGUGCAGAAGCUCAAGACUUCGCUUCCUGACAAGAUGUGGUCUGAACCGGAUGCAUCCCGCUUCGCCGUUCGUGGCCCCAACUACUUGGUAGACAAGAAGAAGACGCCGUCGAAAAAGUCGCGCUUUCGUCUCGUCGGCGUGGACUUGUUUGCGUUUGACAACGAAAAAGAGCGCUACAAUCUUGCCAGCCGCCCGGGGUCGCAUGUUCAGUCGGCGACUGGCUUUACCUUCGUCGUCAACAUGAUCAUCCCAAGCCCGAACAACUUGAGCAUGGUGUUUUACUUUCAACCGGACUCACCCACGAUCUUUGACGAAAACUCGCCGUUCUCGGACCUCCUCAACGACUUUUUGGACGGCGACGACGCGUUCCGAAACUCGCGGUUCAAGCUGAUUCCGACCGUCGUGGAAGGGACAUUUAUCGUCAAGCAAGCGGUCGGGUCGGUCCCGACGCUGCUCGGGAAUAAACUGUCGUGCCCGUACCAUCGCGGAGCCAACUACUUCGAAGUUGACAUUGACAUUUCGUCUAACAGCGUCGCAAACACCGUUGUCGGGAUGGUCAAGGGCGUGACCAAGGUGCUUGUCGUCGAUCUUGCAUUCCUUCUCGAGUCCCAAGCCGAGGAAGAGCUCCCGGAAACCAUCCUUGGCACCGUUCGAUUGCAGAAUGUGUCGCUGGACAACCCCGUGCGUGUACCUGCGCUGCAAAAGUAACCAGCUCUAACAUGUUGAAUACAUUCCCCAGUGUCGACGCAUAGUUGCCCCCAUUGCACACAUGCAUGUUGCCAGAAAGACUUCGACGGACGUGGUCGUGUCUA
This is a messenger RNA of Aphanomyces invadans, 2214 nucleotides long. RefSeq lists its product as hypothetical. The coding region runs from base 68 to 2110 and encodes 680 amino acids. Lineage: Eukaryota; Oomycota; Saprolegniomycetes; Saprolegniales; Verrucalvaceae. Gene Ontology annotation, molecular function: lipid binding. The record is from RefSeq and is a predicted model, not a curated record. The transcript has 8 exons.